UAUUGCUAUAUGUAGUUUAUAAUUGAUACCGUACUUCAUUGAAAGAAGCAAUGUCUUUUAUAUGAAGAUGUUCUUAUAUAUGUUUCUCUUCUAUUUGCAUGAACGUAUGAUUCAACCUCCUGAUCAAAAGCUUCACUGGUUAAUCAGAAACCUCACGACUAGCUAGCCUCGUCUUCAACGCCGAGUAUUUAAGGAGACAUUUACAUAUGUCCAAAAAAAAUUCUGAUCAUGUCUCCCUCUAUAUCGAUGAAAAGCUUUCUCAAUUAUCUCCAACAAGUACUGAGUGUUGUAUAUUCAGAGUGCCAGACCGACUCCGUAGGGAAAAUGAGAAAGCCUAUGAACCGGAAAUACUUGCUAUUGGUCCUUACCAUCAUGGUAAAGAUAACCUCAAACAAAUGGAAGAAAACAAAUUAUGGUAUUUGCAAAAGCUUGUUAAACGAAGAAAUGAGACGAGUGUGGACAGAUAUGUCAGGGCCAUGAGAGAAUUGGAAGAAAGAGCGCGGAAAUCCUAUGCAGGCUCCAUCAAUCUCAACACAGAUGAAUUUGUGCAAAUGAUGCUUCUUGAUGGUUGUUUUAUCAUCGAGUUGUUUCGCAAGUUUGAGAUGAGGGGAUUGAUAGAUGUGGAUGAUCCCAUUUACCAAUUGUGUCUAGUUCGCAAUGUCUUAAGGCGCGAUUUAUUGUUAUUUGAGAAUCAACUUCCAUUCUUUAUCCUGGUUGAGUUGUUCAACAUGACUAAGGUUGAAAGCCCACAAGAUGACAUUGUUAGGUUGUCCCUAAAUUUCUUGCGACAUGUGUUACCACAUCAAAAGUUAGACGUUCCUAAUGCAAAACCAAUCCAUGAGAUCAAGCACAUACUCAACUUGGUACAUGAUGGUUGGUGCUCUUCGUUUGCUGAAACUCGCAGAAGUGUUGAAAAUGUGAUUGUGCCAUGGACCUUUAUAGACUCAGCAACAGAGCUCCAAGAGGCUGGGGUUGAAUUCAAGAUGGUUAAUAGAAGUAGUAUAUUUGAUAUAAAUUUCACAAAUGGGGUAGUGGAGAUCCCACAGUUACGAGUUACAGACACAAUAGAAUCUCCCAUUAGAAACCUAGUCGCAUACGAGCAAUGCUUACCAGAUGCCUAUCCGAAAUAUGUUUGUGACUAUAUCGCCUUCAUGGAUUGGCUCAUCAAUUCUUCACAAGAUGUUGAGAUACUUCGUCGGAGUGGAAUUAUUCAAAACUGGAUAGGGGAUGAUGAAGUGGUCAAUACAAUGUUGAACAAGAUAGACAAGAACAUCAUGUUAUCUGUCACCCCAUUCAAUUAUUCAGAAAUCUCCAAUAAAUUGAAUAAGCAUUGUAAGCGACGGUUGAACGUGUGGAUGGCAAACUUGAGGCGGAAUUAUUUGAACAGUCCAUGGUCUUUGCUUUCCUUUCUUGCUGCUGUUCUGCUACUUGUUUUGACAAUCCUACAAACUGUACUUUCUAUUCUUUCUUAUGUUUCACCUUAAAUCUUAAAUCAUGUCUGUCAUCACAGUAUCAAACAUUAUCUCACCUUUUAAAUAAACUUGUAUAGUUAGUUCAUCAGUUGCUCUGUUUUUAAGACCUGUCUUAUAGAUGUAAUUUGGAAUUUGUUGUACCGCUUGUACUACAUAAAUCAUCAAUAAAUUUCCUUUUGUCCAUAAAAAACGAA
Molecule: messenger RNA, 1666 nt
Organism: Camellia sinensis
Lineage: Eukaryota; Viridiplantae; Streptophyta; Magnoliopsida; Ericales; Theaceae
Source: RefSeq, a predicted model, not a curated record